Molecule: messenger RNA, 1128 nt
Organism: Columba livia (rock pigeon)
Lineage: Eukaryota; Metazoa; Chordata; Aves; Columbiformes; Columbidae
Product: nicotinamide riboside kinase 2
Exons: 8
Coding region: 315-941 (208 amino acids)
Cellular component (GO): cytoplasm
Molecular function (GO): ribosylnicotinamide kinase activity
Source: RefSeq, a predicted model, not a curated record
CCCAAUGGCCGCGCAGGAGCGUGAGGGAAGGCCCCUGCAGCGGGGCCCGGCCUCCCUUUGCGGAGCGCUCCGGUGCGGCGCGGACCAGCCCUGCUGCUGCUCCCUCCGACUCCGACCAUGGCGUUGACCAGCAGUUGACGUUGGGUUUCACCCCCUUCUACCUUCUCCUCUUUCUCCGGCCCCUUUCUUCCCCCUCUCCUUCCCCGGGUCCCGGCUCAGGCACGUAGGCGGCCGGUACCGAAGACACCGGGUCCCCACCCCGCCCCUCAGGAACAGGCUGCAGGAGUCGGGCCGGGCGGCAGCCAGGACGCGCCAUGAACAUCAUCAUCGGCAUCGGCGGGGUCACGAACGGCGGGAAAACCACCCUGACCCGGCGGCUCCGGCGGGCGCUGCCCAACUGCAGCGUGGUGCACCAGGACGACUUCUUCAAGCCCCAAGAUGAAAUAGAAGUUGAAGAUGGGUUUAAACAGUAUGAUGUGAUAAGUGCAUUAGAUAUGGAAGCUAUGAUGAGUACCAUCAACGCGUGGAUAAAAAACCCAGUCAAGUUUGAACGUUCUCAUGGGAUCAACAACACACUGGAUGCCCAGAUCCUACAAGAUAAGGAGGGAAGAGAUAAAACAAUCCACAUUCUUAUUGUUGAAGGCUUCUUACUUUACACCUACAGGCCACUGAUUGACGUAUUCCACCAUCGGUUCUUUCUUUCCAUUCCAUAUGAAGAGUGUAAAAGGAGGAGAAGUUCGAGGAAUUACACUGUACCUGAUCCACCUGGAUUGUUUGAUGGCCAUGUUUGGCCUAUGUAUGUAAAGCACAGGAAGAUAAUGGAAGAUCUGGGAGUUGAUGUAGUGCACUUGAAUGGAACAAAAUCAAAGGAGGAACUGUUUAAUGAUGUGUAUGGACAGAUCCAGAAUAAGAUUGAAGAAUUACUUAACAUGCAGAAAUAAGCUGCUGAUGAUGAUUCUUGCGAAUGAAGAUGACUCCUGUUUGCUCUGCGCUGUCUACCUGACUGCCACUAAAGUUCCAGCUUCUGUGAAGACUCAAUUCUUAAAUUCGACUUUGUUCAAUCUUCCCUUGAAACUGAGUUACGUAUGGUCAUAAUUAAAAAGCACUUCCCCCUGUCUGUCAUCUUAA